Messenger RNA from Bactrocera tryoni, 2404 nucleotides. It is a transcript of the gene SmydA-3, whose product is annotated as SET domain-containing protein SmydA-8. The record is from RefSeq and is a predicted model, not a curated record. NCBI's taxonomy places the organism in Eukaryota, Metazoa, Arthropoda, Insecta, Diptera, Tephritidae. Gene Ontology annotation, molecular function: protein binding. The transcript has 4 exons. Bases 631 to 2166 code for a protein of 511 amino acids.
ACUAUUUAAACCACUUUCAGCGGUCAAAGUUCAGGAAGUUUUGACGUUAAGCAAUUGCUCUCUCACUUCCAAUCAGAAAUGAGUUGGACAUCUCUUUAUCUCUGUCAGCUAUAUGCACUGGAAUACACAUACUGCCUUUCGUGUCUAGGUCAUUGAAAAGUUAUAACCCGAUUUUAACAAUUUUUGGAAGUAUGUAAGAUGAAAUGUCUUAAGGGAACUUUGUUCAAUUUGUACAUUUGCUCCUAUAAAGCAACAUAGUCUCUUAAAAAGCAAAGUUAUUCAGAAUGGUCCGUACAGCAUUUCCGACAUACGCGGUUUUUCAGUUUUUUGGCUCCCUUUAAUUCAUCCCGCUCUAAUGUACAUAGCUCAAAAUACUAAACAUAGGAUAAGUGUAUAAUUUUUUGAUACAAGUAAAAAUAAAUAUAUAUACUAAUGCUCGUACUAGGCGUUUCAACUUAAAAUCUAUCUAUUAAAAUUAUUCUCUACGCCAAACAUACAUAUACUCGUACACAUGAAGAUACAUAUCCCUCCAUUAUACCCGUCUACAUUGCUACAAAAUUCACUACUCAAAGCGGCUCGGAACUGCUGGCAAAUUUUUUUAGUCACCCUAAAAGAAUUUUAGUCAAUGAAAUGGAGACGUCAAAAGCACUUCACAAUUUACUAAAUCGUACAGUCGUGCGGAGCAAUUCAAUUUAUGGACGUUAUUUGAUAGCGAAAAGUGAUACAAAAGCAAAUGAAUUGUUAGUGGAAGAGUUACCUUUGGUACAUGGCCCAAAAUGUAAUGGACCGACAGUGUGUCUAGAGUGCUAUGCUCCAGUGAAUUUAGAAGGCUGUAUAGCGGAUCAAUAUUGUUCGAAAUGCAGUUGGCCGUUGUGCUCCAAUUGCUCUGAUAGAGGUGCGUUUUACCAUUACGGUUGGGAGUGUUCAGUAUUUUCUCAGGCAAAAGCGAAAUUUUAUCCCGUGCAAAGCGAUGCAAAGGGGUGUCCACAAUUGGAUUGUAUAACAGUGUUAAGGGUUCUUCUUGUCAAGGAAUCUGAUCCAGAUCGAUGGGAGCGUGAAAUCGCACCAAUGGAGUACCACAACGAGGAACGCCGAAAAAUUGUUGAUGUUUGGAAUGCAGAUUUUGUAAAUAUCGCACAGUACCUUCGAGGACCAUGCCGUUUGGCCGAACGAUUUUCUGAAGAUCUUAUUAUGCAAACAGUGGGUAUUUUGGAAGUUAAUGCAUUUGAAGCGCGAACAACACUGGGAUAUGCACUGCGUUGUUUAUACCCAAUCACUGGAAUAUUAGCGCAUAAUUGUGUACCAAAUACAUUUCGUACAAUACAUCCAAGUGAAGGCUUCAAGAUCCGCCUAAGGGCCAUGUGCAAUUUAAACGAGGGCCAACAGUUGCAGCACUCUUAUACAUACACUUUGAAUGGCACUUCCCAACGACAGGAACAUUUAAAGAAUGGUAAAUUCUUCACUUGCGAAUGCAAACGUUGCAAAGACCCCACCGAGUUGGGUACAAAUUUUAGCACGUUCAAGUGUAGUAAAUGCGAAGAAGGGUGGUUGCUGUCAACUAAUCCAAUAGAUCCUUCCUGCUACUGGAAAUGCACGCUUUGCACCUUUCAAACAUCUAAUAAUGCUAUACAGAAAGCACUAUCUGUAAUGCAAUCCGAAGUUGCCACAUUACAAGCAAUGGAUCCCAGUCCUCAGAAAUUACAAGAAACAGAAAAGCUAAUGAGAAAAUAUCGUGUAGUUGUACACCCUCUACACUUCAUACAAAUAGGAUUGCGUCAAAAUCUUAUCGAAAUGUAUGGUCGUGUUGCAGAAUAUGAAUUAUCUGAAUUGCCCGAUGUUAUGCUUGAACACAAAGAAGAGCUAUGUCGACAAGUAUUACAUGUUUUAAAUGUCUUUGAACCGGGGUUGAGUCGAACACGUGCUAUGAUGCUAUACGAGUUGCAUGUACCAUUAGUAUUAUUGGCCAAGAGUGGUUUCAUAAGCGGCGUCCUAACAGCGGAUGCAUUAAAGCUUAAACUUCUUGACGUUAUUGCUAUUCUAAAUGAUUGUGUGGACAUACUACAAUACGAAGAUCCAGAGACACAAGAGGGAAAUUUAUAUAAAGUAGCACAGCAAGCGAAGAAUCAGCUGACACAAAGUGUGGAAGGUUUAACAGUCGCUGAAUGACAUUGUUGCCACAUAUUUUACUUAAAUAAAGUAUCCCAUGUAUAUAAUAUAAAAAGGGUUACAUUAAUAAUAAAUCAAAGUUCUAUUUAUGUAUGUAAAAAUUAACUUACAUAUGUAUGUGACUAAAACUAAUGUUGCAGAAGUCAUAUAAAGUCAUCAGUAUGUAAUUUUUUAAUCAUACCCAAAAAUAGUAUUUACUACGAAGUAAUGUCCAAAUGCGAGCAACUCGCAGCCCUUA